Molecule: messenger RNA, 1293 nt
Organism: Amphibalanus amphitrite
Lineage: Eukaryota; Metazoa; Arthropoda; Thecostraca; Balanomorpha; Balanidae
Product: sodium-dependent dopamine transporter-like
Exons: 6
Coding region: 103-789 (228 amino acids)
Cellular component (GO): membrane
Source: RefSeq, a predicted model, not a curated record
UCUUUUUCAGGACUUACUGUGCCUGGAAUCAUCGGCACCCUGGCUCAUGCCGUUGGAAGGAAUUUUUCUGACGUGAAUACCGGUGGCCUCGAUGUGGUUGCCAUGGUAACCGAAACUCUUCUGCUCUACACCCCUGGUGGCGGUUUCUGGACGGCCUGUUACUUGAUUUGCAUUCUCCUUAGUUGUUACUCGAUGGCUUUGUGGACUGUGGAGACAACAGUUAUGGCUAUAUGGGAUCUGCUGCCUCAUACACCUAGGUUCCGCCAGCUCCUGAGAAAGCAUGUUCUUGUAUCAGUUUUUGCUCUCCCUUGGCUGGCAUACAGUAUUGGUUACUGUAACAAGAACUCCUGGCGGUCCAUGGCAGAAGCUGAGCAGGUCACCUAUAGCCAACAAUCCAUGAUCGUUAUCUGUAUCCUCGAAUGUGUCGCUGUCUCUGCCGUGUUCGGAGCUCGACGAUUCCAGACGUGUUGGUCGGCCAUGCAGGGCAGGUUCUGCGGAUGUCCGUACCCGCUGCUGUUCUGGGGAAUUAUCACACCGAUUGUUUUGACGGUUCUUUUUAUUCUCUCGUUAUUCUCCAUUUACUCCCUGCUGAGUAUCGUCGGAGCGGUGGCGGCUGCACUAUAUUUCCUCUUCGUCGUCAUUUCGGCGGUUUUCCUGCUUUUUACAAGACCCGGCACGAUGAGACAGAAAUGGCGCAUCAUGACCACCCCGUGGGACCUGGCGCCACAUCAGAUGCAGCCGACCUAUGGAAGAUACGAGACGUUCACCAUGUCUGGAGUGGCACACUGAUACCUUUUUCACCGGUCAUGACCGGUCAUUUUCAUGCUAAGACAAACAGUCAUGUCGCUGUCGCGAAGAGUCAUGUCAUGUCAUGUUAUUUCAGUCAGGCCAUGUUAUGGAAGACAGUCAUGUCAUGAGACAGUCAUGCCAUGCUAUGACAGCUAAACAUGAAGGUGACUUAGCUUAGCAAAGAUGAAGACCAUCGAUUACACUUUGCUUGUGUUUAAACUUAAAUCUGUUGCCGGUUUUUCUGGGGUAUGUUUGUGUGCAUGUUUUGAAUCGGUCGGUACCCUACCUUACCAUUCGUUUGGUGUAUGCGGUUGACACUACGAAAUUUAGCCUCGUAAUGGCAAGAACGUUCGAAUGUUAAAUGCAAUACCUAUAUACCUACCAUACGGCCGAUAACACAGCCAUGCCAACUAGGAUGCUGCUACUAUAUUAAAACCGAAUUUAGUUGAAGACACUGCCAUGACGAAACCGAGACAUUGUCGUAACACUCAAUUGGAAUUCAAA